GUGCAGAGGCUCGUCAUUCUGCAGUUUCAGCCAAUGGCGUCAUCCCAUUCUGAAGCAGUCUCGCGGUAUAGACCAAUGACAUGGCUCAAUGACCACAACGGCUUUGCACAGCCCACGCGGCCGUGCAAGCAGCGGCAAGGCAACAACAAAUGAGAGAAGCGCUGAUGCCAGCUACAGUAGUACACUUGCGAGUGCCAGUGCGAGCCAGUUUCGAAAUUCCCCCGUGCUUACUUUUCCCUUACAGUCCAAAUCAAUCCUCAUUCUCUUUGCCUCUGUUUUUUGGUUUGUUGGGUAGUCGUCCUCCUGCCCACUAUCACUAGGCCAACGUGUGUGUACGACGCUUCUCCAGUACUGUAUCUGAUUCAAGUCACCAACACCAACGUCUUGUCUUGGUGCUUUUCGCCGCCGAGAUGCCCUUCCCAGUGCCAGAAAAUCUCGACUCGGCUCGUGAUUCGGACUCGGAAUCUUUGAGUGAUGAAUUGUCGCCGUCCAAUGGGUACUUCAAUGAAGGGGAAAGAGUGCCAAACUCCAUAGGGCAAGACCCCACAAUGGAUGACGAUAAAAAGCCAGAGGCAAAGACGUUGAUACCUAUGCCAAACCUCCAGGCAACACCAUCAAGACCUCUCAACGCUGCGAGCCAUCCGGCUAUUGCACAGUCUUCGUCGUCACGAAGCAACGCGGCAGCCCAUAGUGAGACUGGGUUGAUUCCAGAACUCACUGGACAUUCUCCUAUAUCUCCAAACUACCCACCAGUCGAUGCAAUGACUUAUGGUCACGCUCGCAGUAUGAGUGGUCCUCCUCCAGCAUAUACACCUAGCCCUGCUCCAUCCACCAGGUACACACCCAGUACUUCCUCAUCAGGUCUCUUUGAGGAACCUCAACCUCAAUCUCAACCACCAUCCCAACCCCAAUCUCCUUGGAGAUAUAGCACAUUUUCGGAACAACCACUCCUUGAGACUGGCGAGAGGGGCUUGCUUCACCCACGAACCGAACCGGAAAGCAUGGGAGGUCCUGUGGAUGAUCUUCUUGAUGAGACAACACCACUUUCCGAUAAAUACCGACACUACCGUCGACUGAAACUUCUUAAAACGAUCAUCUUUUCAGCUGUUGCUUUUGCUGUAGUAUUUGCAGUAUCUACGACCAUGUUUCAUGUAUCAAUAGAUGUAAGUAUGAUGAAUUUUGGCACUACUUGUCUUGUACUUUAUUCUACCUUGACAACCUCACAGAACCUUCAUUGCGAUAUGCCCCGCCCUGAUCAUUUCUAGAGCUAAUUACUGUUCGCUCACUAGAAACCAUUCAAGCAGCUUCCUGUAACAGAAAGACCUAUAGACGUCAGCGAGCCUUACUGUCCAUCAGCCACGAUCCGAGUUGACCCAGUGACAUACGAGUUCCCACUCGAUACAGAUUUAACAGUCACGCAAACGAUCCAUGACACUGAUGCAUUACGCCGAAUGUCUACAGUGCAAACAUCCGGAGAAAUUCGUCUGAGAAAAUUAGAUCCUAACUCUCAACAUGGAAACCGACCUCAUUUUACGGUGGACGUCCAUGUCAGUGAUCCAGGAUUGGAUGUAAUCCGAAAUUGGGAUGAAGGAACUCGAACGCUCCAGAUCAGUACUCCAAAGUUCGCCCGGAUCUCCACGCCUGGGAACCCGUGUGUUUCUGUUGAAGUUACCGCAUGGAUUCCUGAGGGUGCUGAGUUCACGAAUCUUCUUAUCGAGGGUAUUACUCUUACAUUAAGAGUCCUUGAUGAUGUCAAAGUCAAAGUCUCUGGUCGUUCAAAAUUUGCGACCAUUACGGGCGACGUUUGGUUUCCUUUACUUGAAGAUUUCAGCUUAGCUCCAUCGGAUAAAGUGGCACGAUCUCAGCUUCCAGUUGAGAUUCCAUUUGAAGAGAGCCCAGUUCAUGCAAAUCAAAGCCGCGACUCAUUGGCUAGUCUUUCUCUUCCAGAUAGCAAGCACACCUUCGAAUCACGAAGGGUUUUUGUGGAGACCACAUCUGGAACGAUCAAUGGAAUUUACCCUCUGAUGGACUUUUUAGGACUGUCUUCGCAAUCGGGAGAUAUCAAUGUGGGCGUGUUACCAAAAGAGGUACUACCUGAAGCCCCUACCCCAGCAGAUUUGGAGGUUCAGACCGCAACGGGAAGUAUUCAAGUCGACUUACCUAUCGCAAACCAAAACAACCCAGAUUUCAUCCCACCACCACGAAACUACAUCACAAAUGUCCAUUCCAGCUCGGGCACCAUUGAGGGGACAUAUUACCUGGGCUCAUUGGGGAGUUUCAAAAGUACUUCCGCGAGUCUGGAUUUCAACAUCUUACCCAUCGUCACAUCUGGCGACACCGAACAAGUCGAUUUCGUCAGUCGCUUCGAGACGCAUACCGUGAGCGGCACAACGAACAUCACAGUCCUAGAUCCAAUCUUCAUCACCCAUCUCGUCUCACCUACAACCCCAGCCGCUUCUUCUCCCUCAUCAAACCAGGACAACCCCCCAGGGGAUUCCUCACCCUACCUCACUGUCCCCCCAUUACGCGCGCUAUUCGGACACCCUUCCUUCACCCCUCUACCUGAUUCCACAACACCAUCCACAGCAAUGAAAAAGCUCCGUACCCUCCACUCAAAACACUCCUCCAACUCCGCUAACGUCUCAGUCGUCUACCCGAACGUGUGGGAGGGGAGUAUCCAUGCUAAAACCAUCUCGGGGGAUAUCUCGGUUAAGGGGGAGGGAUUGAGAACUAUUAAGGAGAGGACGGGGUACGCGUAUAAGGAAUUCCUUGCGAGGAAGGGGGUUAAUCAUGGUGGGGAGGGGUGUUCGGCGGAGAUGAGUGAUAUUGCUGGGACGUUGAGUUUUAGGGUUUGAAGUUAAGGGAGGUGGGUUGUAGGGAAUGGUUAGGGAUUGAAGAAAUGUGGGGUGGGUGUAUUUCUUCUCACGCGCUUAUGGGUUAGCGAUUGGACCUGGUUUGAUUGGAUUGGGUUGGAUUGGAUUGGAUUGAAGCGUGGUAUAGUACAUGAUUUUUGAUGGCGUUGACUUGCUUACUGGCGUCUUUGGUGUUCAUUGAGCGGUCUUUUACCUUUUUUCGAUCUGUAUAUUUUAUUUUUGGGAUGAGAUCUUGGGAAAGAUAGGGUAUGAUGGAUAUUUAAUGCAGGUUAUUUGGUAAUACUGAGUAUAUGCAGUUGGAAAGGCUCGGUAGCAAUAAGGAUAAGAAUAUAACAUAUGAGAUAUUAGGAUACUGUUCGUUAUAUUGUGAGGGAGGUUUACG
Messenger RNA from Hymenoscyphus albidus, 3255 nucleotides. The record is from the annotation of a GenBank genome assembly. Lineage: Eukaryota; Fungi; Ascomycota; Leotiomycetes; Helotiales; Helotiaceae.